AUGCCCUUUCCAGCUGCCUUUGGGCUGCCUGCGCUGCCUGCCCAUCCACCGCCCCUACCGUGGGUGCUCUCGUCCGCCCUCCCCGCGCCCUUCAUCAUCAAGCCCUCACCCUGUUCCUAUUCCUCUGCCCUUUUGGCCAGUGCGCCCGUCUCGGGUCGUCCUUUUUUUCCUGGCCACUAUCUCGCUGUCCCGGACGCCCGCUGCACUUGCUGCUGCACCUCUCUUUGGCCCACGUCUGGAACACGCCGCUUGGCUUGCUGCCUCUGUGCUACCGUCUGCCGCCAGUGCGCUGCACCCCCUGUGCCGCUGCAUAAUAUCUGUCUGUCCGCCGCCGUUUGCUUUGUUACCUAG
Messenger RNA from Bipolaris oryzae ATCC 44560, 351 nucleotides. RefSeq lists its product as uncharacterized. The record is from RefSeq and is a predicted model, not a curated record. Lineage: Eukaryota; Fungi; Ascomycota; Dothideomycetes; Pleosporales; Pleosporaceae. The transcript is spliced from 2 exons. Bases 1 to 351 code for a protein of 116 amino acids.